UACAGACCAGGCAAACCCUCCUUCAGACAACCUUGGAGGGCCAGAGGCCAGGGCCAACCCUGGACUAGAAGGAAGGACUUCAAAUCUGACAAAAAGUCAGCAUGAAGGUGCGCGAGCCCCCCUGUCUUGCCUUGGAGGAAGACUAAAUCUUUUCAAGACAGUGUGGGCUCAAAACAUAUCGGAUUCAUGGGUACUGAAGAUCCUCGACGAAGGGUACAAGCUAGACCUCCUCUCCUAUCCAACAAGUACCUUUGUAUCCUCAGAAAAACCCAGAUCCUCAGAAGCAGAAAAGAACUUAAAGAGCAUCCUCUCAGACCUAUUGCUCAGAGGAAUAAUCUCAGAAGUUCCCCAACAAGAUUCUUUCAAAGGAAUCUACUCUCACCUCUUCCUGAAAAGAAAGACGAACGGAACCUUCAGGGUUAUCCUCAACCUCAGACACCUCAACAAGUUUCUCAGAACAAAAAACUUCAAAAUGGAGACUCUGAGGUCCAUAUGCCAACUUAUCGACCACGGGGACUGGAUGGCAAAGAUAGACAUCCAGGACGCAUAUCUCCACAUCCCAAUAUGGGAAACUCACAAAAAAUUCCUGAGGUUCACGAUAUUGGGCAAACACUACCAAUACCAAGCCCUCCCGUUCGGUCUUGCAUCCGCCCCAAGGGUCUUUACGAAGAUACUAGCACCCAUGAUAGCCUUUCUGAGACUCAAAGGCAUCCAAAUCUUCUCUUACCUCGACGAUAUGCUCAUAAAGGCACCAUCACACAACAGGCUUAUACUACAUCUAGAGAUCGUCUUAAAUACCCUGAGACAAUGGGGAUGGAUCAUCAACUUGGAGAAAUCCAAUCUCCUUCCAACUCAAGAAAUUCUAUUCCUAGGAGUCCUAAUCAACUCCAGAAAACUCCAAGUAAGACUCCCAGAAGACAGAGUCUCGGACAUAAUCCACCAAGUGAGACAACUAUCUCUCCAUCCCAUCACAACGGCGAGGAUAUGUCAACAAGUCUUGGGGAAACUUACAUCUACCAUAGACUCAAUAAAAUGGGCCAGAUUCCAUACGAGGCCUCUCCAAGAGGACUUCCUAAAAAAAUAGGACAGGAAUCACGAGAGGGACUCGCAACUGAUCCACUUAGACCCCAACACAAUCUCUCAAAUGUCCUGGUGGCUCAAAAGAGAAAACCUGGAAACUCCGGUAUCCUUAGCCCCCCAGAAAUGGGAAACAGUCACGACGGACGCAAGCCACAUGGGCUGGGGAGCCCAUUACAAACUAAUCCAGAUCCAAGGAAAAUGGACCCAUUCAGAGAGCAAGAAAUCCUCCAACUGGAGAGAACUGAAGGCGGUUUCGUUAGCCAUCUACCGCCUCCAAAAACACCUAAAGGACAAGUCCAUCCUAAUCAGAUCAGACAACUUAACCACAGUAAGUUAUAUCAACAACCAGGGGGGGACCAGGUCCAGACAGUUGUCCUCCUUGACCACAGCUAUUUUCGAAUGGGCACAAAAGAACGUGAUAACCAUCAAAGCUUCCUACAUCCCGGGCCCUUCGAACUCCCUAGCGGAUCAUCUCAGCAGGAAGUUCCCAGCUAUAGGAGAAUGGGAACUGAACCAGGAUGUAUACCACACGAUCUGCAAGAAAUGGGGCAACACAUCCAUCGACCUAAUGGCAACUUUCAAGAACAAAAAGAACAAAGUGUUCUGCUCAUGGCAGAGGGACCCCAGGACAACAUACUGGGACGCGUUCUCCUUCCUAUGGAACUUCCCCCUAGCAUACAUUUUUCCUCCAAUAUCCAUGAUAGCGAGAACUAUCAAGAAAAUACAAGAGGACAAAGCACAUGUGAUCCUCAUCACACCCUGGUGGCCAAGGAGACCCUGGUUCCCUCUCCUCUUCCAUCUAUCCCUACAGAAGCCAUUCCGUCUUCCCGUCACUCCAGACCUACUCCAUCAGGGACCAAUACUACAUCCAGAUCCAGGGAACUGGGCCCUAACUGCCUGGAACCUGAAAGGAUGAAACUGAAGGGACUGGGGCUCUCCGACGAGGCCAUCAAGACCCUCACAGCAUCCAGAAAAAUAUCAACAUCCUCCAAAUACUACAAAAUUUGGGAAAAAUUCUCCAGCUGGGGACUGGGAAAAUACGGAGAGGCCUUCUCCAUUUCUGAAAUCUCCAUCAUAGAGUUCUUACAGUCUGGGGUAGAGGCCAGCCUCAGCACCUCUACCCUAAAAGGGCAGAUCUCUGCCAUUUCUGCUUACACAGACAACCAAUGGGCCUCCCGUCCACUCAUCAAACAAUUCUUCAAGGCUCUCUCCAGACUUCGCCCUCAAAACAGGGACUCGGUUCCCCCAUGGGACCUAUCUCUAGUCCUAGACGCUCUGACCAGAGCUCCCUUUGAACCUUUAGAGGAUGUUCCCCUAGAAAUCCUCUCAUUGAAAACCACGUUCCUGCUGGCCAUCUCCUCAGCCAGAAGAGUGGGCGAACUCCACUCUCUUUCCACCAGGGAGAGCAAGAUAACCUUCCUCCAUGACAAAGUCAUCCUGAAAACCAGGGACAACUUCAUCCCCAAGGUAGUCUCAAAAUUUCACAUGUCCCAGGACAUAAUACUACCAACCUUCUUCGACAAUCCCCAAAACGAAGAAGAAAACAGACUUCACCACCUAGACGUCACCAGAUGCCUGAAAAUCUAUCUCCAGAGAGUCGCAGACUUCAGAAAGUCAGACAACCUCCUCUUAAUUCAUGAGGGUUCUAAGAAAGGCCUUGCAGCCUCCAAAAAAACCAUCUCUACAUGGAUUAGAGACUGCAUACAAUCGGCUUACUCCUCUCAGACAGUACCUGGGCCUACUUCUCUAAGAGCACACUCUACCAGAGGAAUCGCGGCUUCCUGGGCCUUCCAUGCCCAAGUAUCGGCUGAUACCAUAUGCAGAGCAGCUACCUGGAAGAACCUCCACACCUUCUCCAAACACUACUGCUUUGACAUUUUCUCCAACGAUAUAGCUGAAUUUGGGCGCAGUGUCCUUUCAGCGGCUACAAUAAAAGCUCAUAACUAAUCCCUCCCUAAUGUGUUGCUUUUGUACAUCCCUUUACUGCCCACUGCCAUGUGUAAGGACAGGAAAGCAGAAAAUCUAUACAUACUUACCGUGAUUUUCUUUUCCUGGACUGGAACAUGGCAGUGGGCAGGGGUUCCCUCCCUAAAAUGGGGGUAUUAUCUCCAGCCAUUGAGAUGGGCGCGGGUGGGACCCGGAAGGGCUUUUAUUCUAUUUCCUGUGCCUUCCUACGUCAGGGGGAUUUAACCCUUUACUGCCCACUGCCAUGUUCCAGUCCAGGAAAAGAAAAUCACGUGAAUAGAUUAUUAUUUGAACUACAUCUUCCAGCAUCCUAUGCAGGAAGGGUGGGCUGGAGCCUGCGUGCAGUCAUUCCACAGUCUUU
Messenger RNA from Xenopus laevis (African clawed frog), 3406 nucleotides. RefSeq lists its product as uncharacterized. The coding region runs from base 187 to 3027 and encodes 946 amino acids. The transcript has 2 exons. NCBI's taxonomy places the organism in Eukaryota, Metazoa, Chordata, Amphibia, Anura, Pipidae. The record is from RefSeq and is a predicted model, not a curated record.